Molecule: messenger RNA, 988 nt
Organism: Coregonus clupeaformis (lake whitefish)
Lineage: Eukaryota; Metazoa; Chordata; Actinopteri; Salmoniformes; Salmonidae
Product: rho GTPase-activating protein 27-like
Exons: 2
Coding region: 374-988 (204 amino acids)
Molecular function (GO): protein binding
Source: RefSeq, a predicted model, not a curated record
GGCACACACUCAAAGAGCACUCUCCCUCACACACACACUGCCCUGAGCUCCUCCAACCAGAGCUGGAACCUUUCAGCCCCAGGUGAAAAGACAGAAAGCGGAGGAGGGGAGUGGGGGGCCGGCCAGAGGAAGAAGAAGGAGAGGGCAAGGCGGGAUCAGUGAGAAGAAAAGAGUGAAAGAGAGAACAGAGCAACCUGUUAUUGAGAUCUGGGACUCUGCUGAAGAAACCGUGGGAGCUGGGAACACAGGCUAUAGGAUGGUUCUGCUGUCCUCUUGCUCCAGGAGGGCUGCAGUGGAGCCUUGACCGACCUUGAGGGAAAGGGAGGGGGUGGGUGACCACUGCCGACACUGCCACAGCCACCACGCUGCCAUUAUGUCUUCCUUGGUGUGCAGCAUGGGGCUGGUGCUGGUAGAGUUUGAGUACGAGUACACGGGCCGCGACGGGGGCCUGGUGUCCAUCAAGCCCAACGAACGGUACAUCCUGCUGGCCAAGACCAACGACCACUGGUGGCACGUGCGCAAGAACGAGCAUGCAAGGCCCUUCUAUAUACCUGCUAAAUACGUCAAGGAGCUCCCUGCAGAGUUCCCAUCCCCGCUGGACUUUGCUGACCCGCCCAGUACCGAUUUGGUCCCAGUUCCGGUUCCUGUGCCAGUGCCAGUGCCAGUCCCAAAGCACUCCGUACCAGACCGGGCAGAAACGAGGGCGGGAGAUGAGGUGACUAUCCGCCUCCGCUCCCCAAAGAGACAUAAGAAGACUGAGCACCGCAUGUCCACAUUCGGCGUACCCUUAGAAUUCCACGACCCGCCCCCCGUGGCUUUCAAGCGCGGCGGGCUUAACGAUUCGCUGCCGGGCCUUCACUCCUAUGUUGCCCCUGAGGUUCCCUUAACAGCCAACGAUAGUGCCAAACACAAGAAGCAAUUAAGCCUGGCUUCCGGUGUGCUCUUCGGCUCCUCCCACACCCUGUCGGUGGAGGAGCCUCUCUCCUGA